Molecule: messenger RNA, 4999 nt
Organism: Hyla sarda
Lineage: Eukaryota; Metazoa; Chordata; Amphibia; Anura; Hylidae
Gene: MECP2
Product: methyl-CpG binding protein 2
Exons: 3
Coding region: 125-1519 (464 amino acids)
Biological process (GO): negative regulation of transcription by RNA polymerase II
Cellular component (GO): heterochromatin; nucleus
Molecular function (GO): double-stranded methylated DNA binding; chromatin binding; methyl-CpG binding
Source: RefSeq, a predicted model, not a curated record
GUCACUGCGAGUAAGAGGCAUUCGAGGAGGCAGGUAGGCUCGGCGCGGUGACGUCACCUCGCCGCUUGCUCUCGCGCCCUGCCCACCCUUUUCCCUCCUCAGCCUGUGGAAGAGCCGUUAGAAAAUGGCCGCCGCGCCGAGCAAAGAGGAGAGACUGGAGGAAAAGACAGAAGAUUUAGACCAGCAAGAUAAACCACCUAAACUCAGGAAAGUUAAAAAGGAUAAAAAGUAUGAUGAAGACAAACCAGAAGAAGCUCAUCCAUCAGCACAGCCGGCAGAAGAGCCCGGAGAAGCAGGAAAAGCAGAGGUACAAGAGAGCACAGAGACUGCGCCUGAGGUGCCUGAAGCCUCUGCCUCCCCAAAGCAAAGGCGCUCUGUUAUCAGAGAUAGGGGGCCAAUGUACGAAGACCCUACUCUUCCUGAAGGCUGGACAAGGAAACUGAAACAAAGAAAAUCUGGGCGAUCUGCUGGAAAAUAUGAUGUCUAUUUAAUAAACCCAACUGGUAAAGCCUUUCGGUCCAAAGUUGAGCUUAUAGCAUACUUCGAAAAGGUAGGAGAUACAACCCUUGAUCCAAAUGAUUUUGACUUCACGGUAACGGGGAGAGGAAGUCCAUCUCGGAGGGAGCAAAAACAACCGAAAAAACCCAAAGCUCCUAAACCUGCUGGAACGGGUAGAGGAAGAGGGAGACCUAAAGGAAGUGUGAAAGCCAAGCCAGCUGUGAAGUUAGAGGGUGUCCAGGUUAAAAGGGUCGUAGAAAAGACUCCAGGAAAGCUUUUGGUGAAAAUGCCUUUCUCAGAAAACAAGGAAGAAUCAGAUGCAACCACAUCAGAGCAGGUCCUUGUUAUCAAACAUCCAGGCCGCAAAAGAAAAUCAGAAACUGAUCCACUACCGGCAGCACCCAAAAAACGGGGCCGUAAACCAGGCAGUGGCAAUGCGGCUGCUGUAGCUGCGGCAGAGGCUGCGAAGAAAAAAGCAAUCAAAGAGUCUUCCAUCAGGCCACUCUUAGAGACCGUAUUACCAAUAAAGAAACGCAAGACACGGGAAACUGUGAGUGUAGAUGUUAUGGACUCAGAGACCCAGGAGUAUUCUUCCACCGUUCUGGAAAAAAGUGUUAAAAUACAGAAGCCUGCAAAAAGCCCAGAAAGUAAAACUAUAGAAAGUAGUCCUAAAAGUAGGAGCAUCUUACCGAAUAAGGAACAACAGCAUCAUCACCAUCAUCACCACCAUCACCACCACCACUCCGAAUCAAAAGCAUCCACUACCAACCCAGAGCCAGAGACUUCUAAGGACAGCAUAAGUGCCCAAGAACCACAGGACUUAAGUGUCAAAAUUUUCAAAGAUGAGAAACUACCAGAAAGUGACGGAUGUGCUCAGGAGCCACCUAAGACGCAGCCUGCCGAUAAGUGCAGAAACCGAGGGGAAGGUGAACGAAAAGACAUUGUUUCUUCAUCUGUACAAAGGCCGACCAGGGAGGAACCAGUUGAUACAAGAACACCAGUGACGGAGAGAGUUAGCUGACUUUAAGAAGAGUAACAAAAAACAGUUAAAAAAAAAAUAUAUAUAUAUAUAUAUAAAGGCAGCUGUUGUCUUUUUCUCCUUGUGGGUAGGGCUCUGACAAAGCUUCCCUAUAAAUGAAGUAAAGAAAAGUCUAUUUUUUCCUCCUGUAGCUUGGAGUUUCGUAGCUUCGGGGUGGGAGUAAAUGUCGAAUGUGGAUCUUUUUAAUUCCGACGAGCACAGUCAGGGGUGAAGACUUUUAACAGAGCCAGAAGCAGCUUUGCACUUUUUUAUACUAAAUAGGCUCCUUUGAUCAUGGCUUACUCUGCAUCAUACUACUGACCAAGGUGGGCUGUCUCCUUAACUUUUUAGGUAUGCCAACUUAAGCUUUGUUCCUGUUUAGCACAUUUAAAUUCCUGUGCCAUCUUUAGUGGGCUUCACUUUGUUGCAGAACAGCAUCUUGACACCUUUAUACGGCUACACUCUCUGUGAUCAACAUAUAGACAGGUGACGUAAUGUAGACCACAGUAUUGCCAAAUGAUCAUUUCCCAUGCACUGGAGCCGGGGCAUACAAAAAUUUUUAAUUUUUGAAGAAAAAAAAAAAAAAUGUAUUUUAUCCAGUAAUUUAUGAAGUCAUUACUUCCCUCUUUAGUUCACUAUGACAUCUGGUUUCAUCCCACAGUUGUUAUUUUUAUCUCUAUUGGUUACAUAACUGGUCAUGUUGAACUAAAUGAGAAUUGGCGGGAACUUUCCGACAUUUCUUUUCUCUGACAGCCCUAGUUUCUCACUUACCAAUUCUCUGCAUAAUCCACGCUACAGAUGCAACUCUGCAAUAAGGUGUUCUAUCAGCCAUUAAAAAUAAGGAGAACAUGAGGUAUAUACUGUACGUACAACCUUUACUGACAGUGUAGCUGUAUCCUAGGCAUACACACAUCUGUACUUUCAGAUACCAUGGGAAAAUUAGAUGACAUGUUCUUCCAGUUAAUGUUACACAAGUAGCUUAUGUUCUGUAGUAAUAAUCAAUAUUGUACUGCUCUUUUCAUCCAUACAAUCAAAACCAGAGUUGACAAGGGUAAAGGCAUGAAGGUAGGGAUUUUUUUUCUUUUUUGUAUGUGUUAUGUAGAUGCAAAUACAUUAUGUUUGAUUCUUUUUCUUUUAUCCAGUCAGUUACAUGAAGCUGCGAAACUCUAAGUUUUGUGACUUUUCUAUUUUUGUGACUUUUUUGUGUUUUUUGUUUUUGCAGUUUCAUAAGGACUUCCUGUUAGAAACUAAUUUCUGUUUUGUCUAGUAUAGGAUUCUGUACUCAAGCUCCAUAUUCCCACUCCACCUUAACAGAAAUAAACUGAAAAAGAAAAAGAAAAACUUAAAGACAGUAGCACUUGCUUAAGUGACAACUAGAAGUUUGCGGACAACUUCUUCAGCAAUAUAUGUGAGAUCCUCAGACCCUGUUAACUGAGUGAAUGUGACUUUUGUGCUAGCUUUAUUUUAAUUUUAUUUUCUGUUCUUUUCAAACAUGUAACGUGAAGGCCUUCGUAAUGAUUUUUAUCAGAUAUAUAUUUGUGAGGACGCUGUGAGUUUGCAUGGGUUUUACAAUUAGAAACGUGCAUAACUCCUAGGAACUGCUGCUUUUGUAUGUAUACAUAUAAUAUAUAUGUACAUAUAUAUGUAUGUAUGUAUAUAUAAUGUGUAUGUGUGUGUAUAAUUAUAUCAGCAUUUUAAUUUACAGGAAUUUUAUGUAUAGGUAAACAAUAUUGUAUGUGUCAAUGGGCAGACCGUGUUGACCAUGUUUUUCUUCAUGCUCAUUCCAAAGCUAUUUUUUUUGAGGAUACUAUAUAAAGGAAAAAAAAGUAUGUAUAUAAUAUAAUUGAAAAUCUGAUAAUACGAUAAUUUCAUUACAUAAUCCUUAUAAUGGCAUGGCAAACUUUGGAAGUCCCACACCUGUUUGUUCAGAAAUUAAGAAUACCAUUAUUUACAGAGAAUUCCACUGCAUACAUGUGUUACCCAAAAAGCACCUUGUGUAUAGUCCAAUUGUUUGAGGAUCAUUACAGACUCUCAGCAUGAAACGCGUUAGGGUGGCCGUGCUCACGUGUGCCCACAAUCUUCUCUUCUGCAGUUACUACAAGGUAUCACGGUUUGCUCUUUUAUCUUGUACAAAUCUUUGGAAUUAAUUCACAUAGGAUUGUUGUUCAUCAUCAGAUCAGACUGUUCACGUUGUCUUUUUUCAUUUCAGCACUAUCAAAAAGUGUUUGAUCCUUUAGACAAGCAGGAAAUCCAUGAACUAGAAAAGCUGCUUCCGUAUUUUCCGGUUACCACCACGUAUCUGACAGUUCAGCGACAGUUAGAGACUAUUUUCUAGCUCUGGAAUGAGCACGCUGUCAAGGUUUUAUUUUUGCUUCCAUAGGCUGCCUGGUUUAAACACAGAUGACCGCUAAGUAAACGUGAUUUUCAGGACAUUGAUACUUUAUUUCUUUAUGUUUUUUUUUUUUUGCUCAACAAGAGAUGUGCACUUCUUUGUAAAAAAAAAAAAAAAUCAAGUGCCCUUCUCUAAUGCCUUUUCAUAGUGAGCACUUUAGUUGUGUCAAUCAAAGAAUACUGUCAUCAUAGAUAAGAGUUUGCAUCCAUACUUUCAGAUAUCAUGUGUGUAAAUUUCUGCUUAAUGAAAUACACAAACCAACUCUGGCUCCGAUCAUUCAUUUUAUGCUUUGUGCUACCAAAAGUCACAUUGGAGACGGUAUGAUGUUAGGGAUCAUAUUCAUUCUUAGGCCUUAUUUAAACAAGCAUAAUAUAAUCACAGCUCUGCAAUCAUAUUGCGGCAACAAGUUUUGUCCUGACUGCUGGGCGUAUGAUCAAACUGACAGCAUCAUAAAAAGCUAUGAUAGACCCUUAAAGUGCUGUCUUUUUAGGUCAUGAGGCCUGCGGUUCAGCCAAGACUUGCCUAAUGUAUUAUGGAGGAAGAAAUUUAAUAGGUGUACACAUGUGGGAAACUGGCCCUAAGCUUAGUUGACCCCAAUGUUUUAGCUAAGGCUAUGUUCACACUUGCUUCAAAGACUUCAAUAGAAUGUAAUUGUUUCUGAUGGAAAAAAUAGCAAUGCAGUUCAUAAGUCAGAACAAUCCAUCUCAUCUGUCAAUGUUUGUCAGUGACAGACUUGGCAUUGCAUCAUGAUUUCUGAUUAUAUUCACAGGAACACUCAUUCUCCAUAAGCAGCUCUUGUAGAAGGGACGGCGAUCAGCCAAUGAACAAGCAACUGAUUGGAUCUUUUAUGCAGCCAUUUAAAUUAUCGCUGUUGGCCGCACAUUGCCCCGUGUAUAUAGGAUGUGCGGCAGACAGUGAUGAAUUUGAUGUAUCGAUUAAUCGAGCCUUGUGAUGCGAACAAGAUUGGUGCGCAUCUGCCUGCAGUCGGCUGUCUAAAAGGGCCCUAAGGGUGCGUUCACACGCUCUUUGUUUUUGUGGGUUUUCCGCUGCAUAUUUGAAAGUGGGCGGGCUCUACUCGGCUAUCCGCAGCA